Molecule: messenger RNA, 2275 nt
Organism: Daucus carota subsp. sativus
Lineage: Eukaryota; Viridiplantae; Streptophyta; Magnoliopsida; Apiales; Apiaceae
Product: phenolic glucoside malonyltransferase 1-like
Exons: 1
Coding region: 737-2131 (464 amino acids)
Source: RefSeq, a predicted model, not a curated record
AAGCAUGCACUGCCAUAGUAUAUAGUAUAUAAUUAGCAAAUUUGAUGAACUUAAACUGUUAACUAGUUUUCAUGUCAAUGGCUGAGACGACAGUAACAUAGUGACCAGACGAAGCCUCAGACCUUCACAGGGUGAAUGCGACAUGAAACCACCUAUAUUUAUCACAGUUUCAUGGAGAAAGGAGAAUGUACGAGACAAUAGUAACCAAAUAUAGGCAAGUCUAAAUUUUUUAUGAUGAUGAUUUAAGGGAAAAUGAUGAAGAAGUGGAAUUAAACAUUCAUUCCAAAAUAUUCGGGUAAGAUUUCUAGUUCAUAUAGUUUGUAAUAGAAUGAUUGAAGAAAUAAAAUUAUACACAUAUUCUCUGUUCACCCUCAAGUGAGAAUGCAAACUUCAUUCGAUUCUCUCUCGUUUCACUCUAUCCAAAUGAAUGCAGAGAUAAAACAUUGGCUAAGAGCUACUCCUGGGCUCUAGCUCACUCUAACACAUCAAGAAAACGUGCACUGCUACAUUAAAAUUUGAGUCCGGCAGUUGGUGGUCUGGACCGCAGUCAUAAGUGCCGGAUAUAUGCAGCCAAUUGCAACACAUCUUAUUUCCACACACCUAACCAAUUUAAUGAUUAUUUUUGUCAAUUGCAAAUUUAUACAGUAUUCUGUAAGAUCUUUAAGCAUAUAUAUAUUGCGGUCUUCAUUGGACAUAAUUUAAAAAAAGGAUUCUGAAAUUGCUAGCUACUUUGAAAAUGGCUAAUGCCGCAGGCAUUAACAUGGUGACUGUUCUUGAGCACCACCAUGUUUCACCACCACUUGAUCCUUCAGUAACCAUAAAGCUUUUACCCCUCACUUUUUUUGACAUGAUGUGGCUAACCUUGCCUCCCCUUAGCCGUGUGUACUUCUAUGAUUUCCCAUGUUCUACGUCUCAGUUUAUGGAAACGCUUGUUCUGCCUCUUAAGAAAUCGCUUGCCUUGGCUCUUAAAUACUAUUUCCCUUUGUGUGGCAAUCUCAUAAUUCCCACAAAUCAUACCAGUAAUAUCACCCCUGCACUACGUUACUCAAAUGAUGACUCAGUUUCACUAACUAUAACUGAGUUCAGUGGGGAUACUUCCCAAGGAUAUGAGCAUCUCUCUGGGAAUCAUCCUCGGGAUGCUGAUGAGUUGUUUGCACUUGUUCCUCAACUUCCACGAGGUGACACUGAGACAGUUGAAGAUGAGAGCAUUCUGGUAUCUCCCGUUUUAUCUAUUCAGGUGACCUUGUUUCCGGACCAGGGAUUUAGCAUCGGAUUUAGAAACUCCCAUGUCAUUGCUGAUGGAAAAACUUUGUCCAAUUUUAUCAGGACAUGGGCUUCUAUUAAUGCUAAGCAGCUGAUUGGUGAAUGUAAUUAUGAAAUUUUAGACACUCUCCCAUUUUAUGAAAGGAAUGGUAUUCAAGACCCCAGGGGAAUAGCUUCAAUUUUCUUAAGGGCGAAACAUAAGUAUUCUGAAGCCAUUAUUUCUGCAGCACCCAAACAAGACUGGGUUCAAGCCACGUUUGUGAUGAAUAUAGCCCAGAUACAGGGACUCAAGAACUUGGUGAUGGACAAAAUCCCAGAUGUAUCAACUUUUAAGGUAGCAUGUGCCUAUGUAUGGACUUGCAUGGCCAAGACACGGGAAGCUUUAGGGCAUGUAACUGAAGUGGAGCAGCAUUUGAUUUUUGGCAUGGACACCAGGGCUCGUUUGGAUCCGCCAAUACCUGCAAACUAUUUUGGGAAUGUGGUUGUGGUCUGUUGGAAUUCCCUAAAAACCAGUCAAUUGGUAGGUGAGGACGGGUUCUGUAAUGCAGUUCAAGAAAUAAUAAAGGUCCUGGAUGAAAAGAUUAACAAUAACGAGGGAGUUCUGAAAUGUUUAGAGACAUAUAUUGAUGACAUUGAAGCUGCAAAAGGGCAGCCAGCACUCGGGAUUGGUGGAUCACCAAAAUUUGACUAUUAUACUACAGAUUUUGGUUGGGGAAAACCCAAAAAGUACGGAUUUGUAUUCAGGAGUUAUGGCUGUGGACUCAGCGAAUCCAGGGAUUCAAAGGGAGGUCUGGAAAUUGGAUUAUGCUUAACAAGAACGGAGAUGAACAGUUUUUCUACCAUCUUCGUUCAAGGAUUAAUCAACUAAUCCACAGCUUGUUUAUAUUUUAGCAUUUUAUAUAUGUAAUGAAUAAGAUCUCAAUGCCCUACUAAUGGGGUAUUGCUCGGUACCUCUGAUGUUAUUUCAAUAUUUAUGUGCUUGUUUGUUGUUUAUGAUUUUGUUCCCUUUCUA